AUGGAUAACGAUUUCUGCAAGUUUAUCCCUGACUUUAAUGAGUUAUCAGUCCCUUUACAAGAGCUGACAUGCAAAAUUGUUGCCUGGUCAUGGUUUGAACAACACCAGACAGAAUUUGAUAACCCCAAACAGCAAAUCGCUAACCCGUCUAGAUUAAGGUACUAUGGUGUUCACAAACCAGUAGUACUUUCUUGUAAUACUUUAAAGUUUGGUCUUGGUGAAGUUAUUCUUCAAGAGGACAGACUUGCUGCUUGUGUAUCUAGAACUCUUAGCCAAAAUGAAACACAGUAUACUCAAAUUGAGAAGGAAAUUUUGCUGUUGCAUUAUGUGAAAAAUGUACAUUUUCAGGACAGUUCAGGUGAAACAGUGUUCUUUGAUGAAAAUGGAGACACUCCCGCAAAGUAUGACUUAUUAAACUGGCAGGUUCCACACUCUGUUUGCAGUGAAUCCUGCCCUCCUGGAACACGAAAAGUCACUCGUAGAGGACAGCCGAUCUGCUGCUUUGACUGUAUUACAUGUGCUGCAGGUGAAAUUGCUAAUCAAAGUGAUUUAAGUAACUGCUUCAGAUGUCCAAAAGAUCAGUGGCCAAAUUACAGAAAGGAUGCCUGCAUUCAGAAAGAUGUGGAUUUUCUUUCCUAUGAAGACACUCUUGGUUCAGCUUUGAGUGCAUCUACAACAUUCUGUUCUCUAAUGACUGCAUCAGUUUUGUGCAUUUUUAUUAAAUAUAGAGGCACUCCAAUUGUGAAAGCUAACAACAGCAAACUCAGUUAUAUUAUACUUAUUUCCUUGUUCCUUUGCUUCCUAUGUCCCUUGAUAUUCAUCGGUCGACCCAAAACAAUUACCUGUCAGCUUCGUCAGAUUGGAUUUGGAAUAAUAUUUUCUUUCUGCAUUUCUGGAAUCCUUGCCAAAACUAUUACUGUGGUUAUUGCUUUUAAAGCCACAGAUCCUGACAGUAACCUAAGGAAAUAUCUUGGACAAAGUACUCCGUACUACAUAGUUUUAGUUGGUACCAUGCUGCAAGCUCUCAUAUGCAUGAUAUGGUGGAUAACAUCACCUCCAUUUUCAUAUAUGAACAUGAAACUAGAAGAAAAAAGUAUAGUGGAGUGUCAGGAAGGUUCUGUGGUUAUGUUCUACUGUAUGCUUGGAUACAUGGGUCUUCUAGCAAGUGUUAGCUUUAUUGUAGCCUUUCUAGCAAGGGUUUUACCUGACAGGUUUAAUGAAGCUAAAUUCAUCAGUUUCAGCAUGAUUGUAUUUGUUAAUGUUUGGCUGUCUUUCAUCCCAGCGUACCUUAGCACAAUGGGGAAAUAUAUGGUAGCUGUGGAGAUAUUUGCCAUCAUAGCAUCUGGUGCUGGAAUUAUCAUCUGCAUGUUUUUCCCAAAGUGUUGCAUUAUUCUGCUGAGACCCACAUCAAACACAAAAGUACACCUAACUGGGGUUAUAAAUUCUUCAAAAAUAUAUAGAGACUCUCAUAACAACAUACAGUUAUACCAACAAGAUUAA
This is a messenger RNA of Protopterus annectens (West African lungfish), 1500 nucleotides long. RefSeq names its product vomeronasal type-2 receptor 26-like. Gene Ontology annotation, molecular function: G protein-coupled receptor activity. The transcript has 4 exons. Gene Ontology annotation, cellular component: membrane. NCBI's taxonomy places the organism in Eukaryota, Metazoa, Chordata, Ceratodontiformes, Protopteridae. Gene Ontology annotation, biological process: G protein-coupled receptor signaling pathway. The coding region runs from base 1 to 1500 and encodes 499 amino acids. The record is from RefSeq and is a predicted model, not a curated record.